Messenger RNA from Stegastes partitus (bicolor damselfish), 2858 nucleotides. It is a transcript of the gene atoh8, whose product is annotated as atonal bHLH transcription factor 8. Gene Ontology annotation, cellular component: nucleus. The record is from RefSeq and is a predicted model, not a curated record. NCBI's taxonomy places the organism in Eukaryota, Metazoa, Chordata, Actinopteri, Pomacentridae. Gene Ontology annotation, molecular function: protein dimerization activity; DNA-binding transcription factor activity; E-box binding. Gene Ontology annotation, biological process: positive regulation of transcription by RNA polymerase II; anatomical structure morphogenesis. The transcript is spliced from 4 exons. Bases 1116 to 2150 code for a protein of 344 amino acids.
AGCUGAGGAGCGCGAGCCCCCGGUGCCCUGCCGCCUGUCUAACGGUCGCUCCGUGAACUGGGGACGGUGACGAGCUGCGGACCGGUUCCGAAGACUUGCUUCUACGUGGACAGCACGCCUGUGACCCGGAGUCCCGGGACGCUGACCGGUGACCGGUGACCGGGGACCAGGAGCAUCGCCAGCUGCUGGGACGCUUCAGCACACAAGUUGGGGGAGUUCAGGAAAGUCCUCGGAUUCGGUGUGUGGACGGACCGGGCUCGGCUGGACGCGGAUCAUGUUCGUCAUUUGUGUUUAUUUGUGAUCUGAGGAGGGAGGUCCUGAUAAACUAUAAAACAGUGAGUGUCAGCCUUCAGACCUUUUCAGAACCGGUCCCUGUGUGGAGCCUGGCUGCAUGUGGACGUCACUGGGCUCAGUAGAAGUCCAGUUCAUGUGCUGUCCUGUUCGCUGCUGCUCUGUGUGCAGCAGCUGCAGUGCAGCGGAUCAGAGCUCAGUGUGUGUCAGUGGGUUAUUCACAGUGCUGCUAUGCAGACUGGCUGGAGCCAGGCUCACACAGCUCCACAGCAACCCCAGCUCUGAGGCCAGGCCUGGACGGCUCUCACAAAAAGAAACCUUCACAGCUCAGGAAAAGCCUGUGCACCACUAAAUCCAGAGGGACAGCCUGUAUGGAGGAGCAGCUGCUCCACAGCUUUGUGUACCGACGUGGGUUAUUGAAGAUGCUGCUAUGCAGACAGAGUGGAGCCACAGAAACCUGCUGGUGGAAUUACAGUAACACACAUGGCUGCACAGCCUGCCUUCAGUGCAGCUGAACCGCUCGUGUGGCAUUGUUAGCAGCAGAGCUUUGUCUGCUAGGGUGUUGCUGUUGUGAUUAGAUUUAGUGAAUACAGCUCAGAGCUUGUCCCAAAAGUUGUGUCUGACUCUUAGAAGUGCCGUUUGUCAUCUGAUAGGGAUGGAGAUCAUGUGUCCAGGAGGUGGAAGCUCAUUGAGCACAUUCUCAGUCUGACAUCGUUUAGGUUUAUGGAACUGAAACGUGUUGUUGGACAGUUUUAGAGACUUUGUCACUGACGGAUUCAGCUUCACCUCCGUUUCAGUUGUUUUAAUUCUCACAUUGGUGCAAAAUGAAGGAUCCUCUUCCUCUGAAUAACACCUGGACCAGAGCCAUGAACAAGGAUCCUGUCCUGGUCUCUGUGCCAGGCACAAACAAGAAGUUCAAGAGAAAGUCCCGUGAGCCUAAAAGGCUUUUCAUCAGCCCCGAGGCCGAGAGAAUGAAAACAUGCCCAGUGGACGUGUCAGACAUGUACACGGUGGACGAUGCUCCUAUGGAGGUGUGUAACGUCAGCAAGCUGGCGCCGCUCCAGAGGCAGCUGAUCAUGUCGCAGGAGGCGAUGGCCAGUACCACAGGGGUUCUGUCAGGACUCCAGGAGGACGGUGUGGCUCCAGCUCAGAGCGGUGCCAUAGACAUGAGGAUUGGCAUUAAUGGACCUGCUGUCCUGUCCAAACUGUCCCAGGUACCCAUCUCUCCGUUCUCCAACCCAGAGAUCUCCCACUGGCCCACCUCCAUCUCUCAGCCCCUCUCCAACAGACACAAACUGGGUCUCCACCCCACCUUCUCUCUGUCAGCACCGAGCAGCAGCAGCCACUCACCCAGCCAGCAGGCCUUCUCCUUGGAGGCCUCUCUGUCAGGCCAGUCAGCAGCUCUGUCUGUCCCCAGAACCUCCCAGUCUUCCCAGUCCUCCCAGUGCCACGAACCUGUGGAGCCCCAGGUCCCUUCACCCAAGGAGUCUCCCAGGAAGCGGGUUGGGGUCACUGCUGAUGGACCUGGGCGUUUUCCAGAGGUCAAGGCUAUCCAGCAGACCAGGAGGCUUCUAGCUAAUGCCAGGGAGAGGACCCGGGUCCACACCAUCAGUGCUGCAUUCGAAGCCCUGAGGAAACAGGUUCCAUGUUACUCAUAUGGACAGAAGCUCUCCAAGCUGGCUAUACUACGUAUUGCCUGCAACUAUAUCCUGUCUCUGGCUCAGCUUGCCGAGCUGGACUACAGCUCCGACCACAGCAGUCUGAACUUCUCUCAGUGUGUGGAACAGUGCACCAGGACCCUGCAGGCUGAGGGCAGAAGCAAGAAGAGGAAGGUUGGAAGAAUGCCGGAGGAUGUAUGAUGUCUCCAGACCGGCCUGAUGUACUCCAGUCGUCCACCCAGGCUCAGACCCAACUCAUCUGGUGUGUUGAACAAAUACAGAAGCCAAGAUCCAGUUCUUUGAAAGACAAGAAUAUGCACUACAUUAAAAAAGAAAAAGAAAAGAAAAAAGAAAAAAAAAACACAUUGUGUAACCCAAAUGCAGAUUACCCCGAAAAAAAUUGUGUGUUUUGCCUCUAUUAUACCUGAACCAUAUGUUUAGAGGGGCUGGUGGCUGGAGAUGGUGAUGAUGAUGGUAGGUUGAUCAUGAUGACAACUAUUUUUAUGACAAUCUAUUUUUUAAAAAGUUUCUUCUAACAGAGAAGGAUGGAGCGAUGGUGUCAGACGGAGACCCUCUGACAUGGUCUCUUUGUUAUAAAACUUUAUUGUUUCCCCCCGAAAUAAAUGUUAGGAGUUAACAAUGUUUACAUCACCCACAUCUUUUGUACACUCAUCUCUGUUGACUCACUGAUUGUGUUAGUAUUAAUCAUAUAUAUAUAUAUAUUGUAUAUUACUUUUACAACCAUUAGUAUUUUAAUUCAUUAAUGUGAGCCAUGCUAAUUGUAGUUUGUGGGUCCCAAACAUCCAAAGGUACCAAUCAGUGUGUAAAGGAGUAACCCAUACGAAAGCAAAUAAUGGCCAUACUGAUCUCAAUUUGUUUUUUAAUAAAUUAAUUUGAAAUACAAAACAA